GGCGAUGGCUCCCACGGCCGCGCCCCCGGGCGGGCAGCUCAUCCUCCAGAAUGGCGGCAGCGCUAGCCCGGCGGCGGCAUCGCUCACCAAGGCGGUGAAUCAGAGGGCCGAGGCCAUCGCGGAGGCGCACCGGGGCCGCGUGGAGGCGGAGGCGCAAGCGUAUCUGGAUGCCGCCACCAGGAAGGUCGAGGCCAGGGCGCAGAGGAUGCAGGACAAGGCGGAGCGGCAGCGGAUGCAGGAGGAGCAGCGCGCCCUCGAGGGUCGCAAGCGCGAGGAGCAGCGCGCGGAUCACGUCGUCCACGCCGCCGAGGUCCGCGCGGACAAGCUUCUCGCCAGGGCGCGCCAGGACUCGCACAAGAUUAGAUCACACGCGCACGAGCAAACGGAGAAAGCCAUCGCCGACGCUCUUACCAGAGCCGAACGGGUGAAGGCCGAGAUCGAGGAGGACAAGAAGCGAAGGCUCGCCGAGAUCGUGGAUCGCGUCCAAAACAUGAUCGUCAUUGGCGAGCUUCCGGAAGAGUACGAGCCCAAGGGCGUGGUCAAGAGAGUGAAAGAGAGGCUGGCUUGUUACAUAUAACUCGAGAAACCACACAAAGUUCCUUUGCUUUUUCUCGUGGACA
Selaginella moellendorffii is the source of this 620-nucleotide messenger RNA. RefSeq lists its product as uncharacterized. The record is from RefSeq and is a predicted model, not a curated record. NCBI's taxonomy places the organism in Eukaryota, Viridiplantae, Streptophyta, Lycopodiopsida, Selaginellales, Selaginellaceae. The coding region runs from base 5 to 577 and encodes 190 amino acids. The transcript is spliced from 3 exons.